AUGGACCCUGAACUCAUUGACUUUGUUGACUGGCAGAAGGUGGCUGAAAAAAUGGCUUUCUUACGUCCUGUUGAAGUCAAACUUGUUCCCAUGUCCUUGGAAGGCGUUGCCUUUAGGACUAAAGUCCUUGACAUAGAUGAACUCAUGAACUAUACUAGCUUGAUUGCAGAGCACAGAAAGGAAACCAUGGAAGCACUUGAUGCUUCAGGGUACUUAAAAUCUGUUAUAUAUGCAUUAGUAGAUAUCAUAAAACAAAGUUCAGGUUGUUACCCUCUUGAAGUUGAUGUUAGAACUCCAAGGGGUUUGGCUAACAGAAGUGGCAUCCAUGAUGGAGGUGAGGGAAACAGGCGUAUUGUAGUGGAAGCUGGGGUACUUGAAGUUCUCUCAGACAAGCUAGAGAAAUAUACUUUAAAUUCACAGGCAGAGUUUGAGGACACCGAGGGCAUAUGGAUAAGUGCUUUACUAAUGUCAAUAUUGUUUCAAGAUGAAAAUGUGGUAUCAUCAUCAUUAACCAUACACAUCAUUCAGUUUUUAGCAAAUCUUCUCAAGUCUGAUGAAAUUCUUGACAAGUUCUUCUCUGCCCAAGCCAUGGCUAGUCUUGUAUAA
Molecule: messenger RNA, 606 nt
Organism: Lactuca saligna
Lineage: Eukaryota; Viridiplantae; Streptophyta; Magnoliopsida; Asterales; Asteraceae
Source: the annotation of a GenBank genome assembly